CAUUGGCGCGCUAUAAGGAGGUUGCGUUGCAACGAGCAGAUGGUGGUUGGGAAUAAAGAUAUUCUUUCAUGAAUUUUAUUUUAACACCGAAUGAGAAAAGUUUUGUUCGAAUUUUCUGAAUCAUUUGAAAAUGACGUUCAUGUUCAUGUCAAAGAGUGGCUUGAAUUUCCUAUGAGGCUCACUAUUUCAGAGUGUGCUUCUCAACUAGCAAGUGCAUAUGAUAUCCCAGAUGUCGCUUCUAAAGUUUUCUAUGAAAGAUUAUCAGAUUUUAUAUCUGAAGAAACUACAAAUGACUUUAAAGAUCAUUAUUUAAAGUUGGUAAACAAUCUAAAGUCUGAUGUAUCAAAUAUAGAAAAAAUUUGUUCUGUUUUUAACUCUUCGCAUCAUAACAAUUCCACUUCAUCAAAACCAGCCAAACUGAACGAUCAGGAAGUUUUUUCACAUGCUUUCAGUCAGAUGAUUCAUUCGCCUGCAGCACAAGAUUUUAUUCACUUAGAACAAUUAUUUGCUCUUGAAGUUGGUUAUAAACUUCAAAAACGAGAUGAUACCCUAAAGGAAAUGGAUCAAAAACAUAUUGAUGAAACUGAACGUAGUAUACAAAAACGUGGUAGCGAAGUCCCAGAGACCAUCACACAACUCCAAGAGGACUAUUACCUCAAUAGAGAAGUCAUUGUAAGUCAUUGGGAUAGUUGUAUAAGUGCAUUAAAAUGGGAACAUCGUCAAGCUCUGAGAACAUUUGUUAUGUCUUAUGAAGGACAUAUCAAUAGUUUACCAACAAAUAACGAUCGUCCCAAUUUAACCCGGAUGUUCUUAAAAGAUAGUUCAUCUAAAACAUUGGAUUCCUUAUUAAAGAAAUCAUCUACCAUAAAUAAUCAAGCUAUUUCUAAACGGACUGAUCAUAUUCCAUUAUCAGAAACUUUCACUGUACAAUUAGGUCGUCAGUUACGAACAAUGUUCAAUUUUCGUUUAAUUAGAUUAGAUCCAUCUGAAUUAUUAACAAGUACAAGGUUGAAAGUCCAAGAAAAUCAUUUGCUUGACGAUGACUGGCUAGCUGAACGUAUGAACAAUGCUUUAAAUAUCUAUUCAAACAAUUUAAAUGGUUUAAUGAUUCUAGUAGAUAAACGAAUUAAUUCUUUCCGUGGAAUUAAAAAACUUUUAGCGGAUGCAUGUGAGCAGUCAUCUGAAUUACAUUUCCCGGAAUUCGGUUCCCAGUUAGAAUCUAUACAAGAAACAAUUAAUCGUUUGGGAUCACGUCAGUUAACGGAAUUAAAUGGUGAAUCUAAAUUAAAAAAUAAUGAUUUAUGUAGUGGAAUUUCUACAGUUAAAUCAAAAUCUGACUGUUAUGAACCAAUUCAUGGUGAUGUAUUAAUCACUAAGCAUUCUAAUUUAAUCAGUAGUACCGGUGAUAGUAUAAAUGUUAUUUUUCAAGUGGUCAUUGAUGAAGACUAUGAAAGUAAUAAUAAUAUACGUAUUCCAUCUUCAUUACACAAUGCUAUAUCAGCUGUACUACGUACUUGUUUCGACUACGAUGUUACAACUUUAUCCUUGCCGUUAUUAUUGGUUUCAUCAGUAUCUGAAAAUAUGGAUAAAUCAUGGAGAGCUAAACGUGUCGAAACAGUACUUAAAGCUGUUAAAGGUGCAUUAAUGGAAUUGAUUACAUGGCGUGGUCCCAAUUUACGAUCUAUACAAUUUCUCGCGCCUUCAUGGAUUACAGAUGAAGAAUUGAAUGUAUUUCGACAAAUUAUUUCUAAUUCAUUCUUACAACCGAAUCCAUUAAUUGUAGUGUAGUGAUUAUCUUCAAUAUGUUACCUCUUGAUUUAUUUUUUUUAACUAAUGUAAAAAUAUGUUGUGUUUUCUGCUUUAAUCAUUUUCUAUAUUUUAAAUAAAGGCGAUUAUUUAUAGUUUUCA
Molecule: messenger RNA, 1908 nt
Organism: Schistosoma spindalis
Lineage: Eukaryota; Metazoa; Platyhelminthes; Trematoda; Strigeidida; Schistosomatidae
Source: the annotation of a GenBank genome assembly